Messenger RNA from Apaloderma vittatum (bar-tailed trogon), 684 nucleotides. RefSeq names its product USP6 N-terminal-like protein. The transcript has 7 exons. The record is from RefSeq and is a predicted model, not a curated record. The annotation marks the transcript as partial. Lineage: Eukaryota; Metazoa; Chordata; Aves; Trogoniformes; Trogonidae.
CAACUGAAAGAACAAGCCAAGACCCUCUCGUCGGAGAUCAAGCAGAUCGAUUUGGACGUUAACCGCACCUUCCGGAACCACAUCAUGUUCCGGGAUCGCUACGGGGUGAAGCAACAGGCUCUCUUCCACGUCCUGUCAGCGUACUCGGUUUAUAACACUGAGGUGAGCUACUGCCAAGGGAUGAGCCAGAUUGCAGCCGUCCUCCUCAUGUACCUGAACGAAGAGGACGCGUUCUGGGCGCUGGCGCAGCUGCUCACCAACCAGCGGCACGCCAUGCACGGUUUCUUCAUCCCUGGCUUCCCGAAGCUGCAGAGAUUUCAAGCCCAUCACGAGCAGAUUUUAAGCAAGCUGUUUCCCAAACUGAAGAAGCACAUGGACAAGGAGCAGAUGACGACAGGGAUUUACACGACCAAGUGGUUCCUGCAGUGUUUCAUCGACCGGACGCCCUUCACCCUCACCCUGCGGCUGUGGGACAUCUACAUCCUGGAAGGGGAGCGGGUGCUGACGGCCAUGGCUUACACCAUCCUCAAACUGCACAAAAAGCGCUUGCUGAAGAUGACGCUGGAAGAUCUGCGGGAAUUCCUGCAGGAGAAAAUCGCCGCUUCCCUACAGUACGAGGACGACACCGUCAUCGAGCAGCUGCAGGUGUCGAUGAACGAGCUGCGCAAGAUGACCCCCCGCCAG